GUUACCUAAAAAUUUUCUUGCUACUCUCACAACGGAAGUCGUUUUGGUAUAAAAAAAUCGUGUUUUCCCCACUACAAAAAUAAAUUUGUAAUCAAAAAUUCUGCUCAUCCCCUCAACGAAUAUCACUUUUGAUUCAAAUAUUCCCCAUCACUCCCCACCACGGAUAACUUUUUGGACAUCGGGGACCGAGCCUCGCGGCCCGGGACGCUGGACCCCAACAACCUCAACCGCUUCCCCAGCAUGGACCGUCGCAGCCCCAUGAGCAUCCCCGCCCCCGCCCGCAGCCCCAGGAUCUCCCCACGCUGCUCCCCAUGCUCUUCCCCAGCGACGGCACGUCGCUUCAAGGACGACGUAGAGGCUCUUCCCCGGGACAUCGAGAAGCUCAUCUACACAGACUUGCUGCCGUUCGACAUCACAGGAGGACCAGAGACCCGAGAGUUUCUAUACCGCGUGGCCGACAUAUCCUGUGACUAUGUCGAGAAGACUUUCGACCGCGGCUGCAAGAUCCUGGACUUCCACCAGCCCGAGCAGCUCAAGGAGGUCCUGGACUUGGAGAUUCCUUCGGAUCCUUUGAAGCUCGAGCAACUCCUGCACGACUGCCGCGAUGCGCUCAAGUAUCAGGUUAAGACGGGACAUCCACGCUUCAUGAACCAGCUGUCGUGUGGGCUGGAGGUGAUAUCGCUGGGCGGAGAAUGGCUGACGGCUGCUGCCAACAUCAAUAUGUUCACCUACGAGAUCGCUCCGGUCUUCAUUCUCAUGGAGCAGACAGCUUCACUUCAUGCUCACUUCCUCCAUGUGAGUACGCCAUAUGCAUGUGCACUUCACUUCAUGUUCACUUCACUCCAUAGCCACUAUUCGCUGAAGGGCGCCGCGGCAACCAUGGGUCUGGGCACUGACAACCUCGUGCUGGUGCCCGUGGACGCUAAAGGUCGAAUGAUCCCAGCUGAGCUGGAUCGUCUCAUAGAGGAGCAGAAGGCGAAGGGCAACACACCCUUCUUCGUGUGCGCCACGGCGGGCACUACCGUCAUGGGGGCGUUCGACCCUCUGCACGCCGUCGCCGACGUCUGCGAUAAACACAAGCUUUGGUUCCAUGUCGAUGCGGCAUGGGGCGGCGGGGUGCUACUGAGCAAGAGCACGCGACACAAGAUGGCGGGCGUAGAGCGCUCUCAGAGCAUCACUUGGAACCCGCAUAAGCUGAUGGGGGUCCUGCUGCAGUGCUCCACUGUGCACUUCCAGGAGGAUGGUUUGCUGAUAUCAUGCAACUCAAUGUGCGCAGACUACCUCUUCCAGCAAGACAAACCUUACGACGUAACUUACGACACGGGUGAUAAGGUCAUCCAAUGUGGCCGUCAUAAUGACAUCUUCAAGUUCUGGUUGCUCUGGAGGUCUAAGGGUGACUCUGGGUUCGAGAAGCACAUCGACCACUUGUUCGAGAUGACCGCGUAUCUCGUGGAGAAGCUGAAGGCCCAUAGCGAUAAGUUUGAGCUGCUCAACGACGAGCCUGAGUGUACGAACGUCUGCUUCUGGUAUGUGCCGUUCCGACUGCGGACCAUGAAGGCGGGGCCUGAGCGCCACAAGCUGCUGGGAGAGGUCCAGCCCAUCCUGAAGGGUCGUAUGAUGACCGCAGGAUCGCUGAUGAUCGGCUAUCAGCCCCUGGAUGAUCACCCGAACUUCUUCCGCAACAUCAUCUCGUCGCAAGCCGUUUGUCGUGACGAUAUCGACUUCAUGAUCGAGGAGCUCGAUCGUCUUGGGUACGAUUUGUAAACAUCAAGCCGGUGCAAGCCGUUUGUCGUGACGAUAUCGACUUCAUGAUCGAGGAACUCGAUCGUCUUGGGUACGAUUUGUAAACAUCAAGCCGGUGCAAGCCGUUUGUCGUGACGAUAUCGACUUCGUGAUAGAGGAACUCGAUCGUCUUGGGUACGAUUUGUAAACAUCAAGCCUGUGCAAGCCGUUUGUCGUGACGAUAUCGACUUCGUGAUCGAGUAGCUUGAUCGUCAUGGAAAAGAUAUGUAAACAUCAAACAUGGUAUCGUCAUAUCGUCGCCCCCACCAGCGGAAUUGAAUGUUCUAACGCUCUGAUAAGAAAGGAAUAGUUGAAUUGAAUUCGCAUUAUUCACCCAAAAUCAAAUGAAUUGUAAAUGGUUUGACAUUCCGUGGAUUGAUUGCUGCAUCCAUAAAAGUUAAUGACCAUUGAUUUGACCUUAAAAUUGCGACUAAAUUAUGAAUAAAUUGUAUUCAUAAAAAAGAACUAGCUUGUGAUGAUUAGAUACUGGUUAUAAAAAUCAAUAAAAUCGAAAAUUGUACCCAUCAGUUCAAGUUAAUUUUUGGAGAAACAAAAAAAUAAAUGGCAGUCACAAUUAGUUUAAAAAGUACCCUAAGGAAUUAUGAAAAUACUCAGUAUAAUAUAAAUAGCUAAAUAAAGAAAAGACGAUUACGUGAUCUAAAUAAACAUUGUGACAUCAAACGCAGUCUAAAGGUUGUCAAAGAUCCAGAAGUUGAACUUAGAUGAAAGUUCUGUUCCAAGUUGCGAGGCUAACAUGAAACGGCGAACAAGAUUUGCAGGGCACCGCCAUAGGUAUAGCACUAGAGUGUUCACUUUAAUAUAGAACUGUUGUCUUUGUUCUAAAUACUACGUCAGAAUUAGAGGAAAGAAUUAAAAAAUAUUAUUUAUGCCUUUUCAAGAGGUUAAUUACUUGUCCUUUACAGAUUGUGAUAUUAUGACAUUGUUGAGUUUGCAAUGUUUUUAAAUCUUGUUCUAUACUGCAUAAAUGUAGUGUGGCAUGAUAUGAGGAGAUAUUUAGAGUAAAAAACCGUCGUGUAAGUAGAUUGUAUCCGCGUAGUAAACGCUUAUUACCAUCGUUGGGAUUAAAAUGUUUCUUCUGCUGCAAUUCAUAAGAGAAAUCUAUAUUUGCAGAGACUAUUUUUGCUUAAACUUUCUUUAUUAAUUACUAAAGUUAUAAUUCAGAUUAAUAUUUCGUUAAUACUAUAACUGUAAAGAAUAUUAGCGCCGUGGAUUUGGAGAACUAGAGAGCUUGAUUGGGGUAUCUUAAAUAUAGGCUAUAAAUGCUUGCACUCAAAACCAAUAACAUCAUUGUAUUAAAAUUACAAUAUACACAAAUCAUUCAGCUGCAAGGGAUUAGAAUUCUUGCCAAAAAUAUUCUCUAUAAUAAUGCUUGCAUUGAGAUAAAAUGAAAUCAAUAGAGCCAAUUGAUAAUUGAAAUUUCAGUACAUAAGUGAGUGAACGCUCCAAUUACUCCCUGUACAGUAUGCUUGAUUAUGUCUGCAUGCCGUUGGCGAUUGUAUUGAAGAUAUGAUACUGAUUUCAUUUAAAAUCAGCGAUAUUGAUUAUAUCGCGCAUUUAUACAUAUACAUAUAUAA
Molecule: messenger RNA, 3377 nt
Organism: Hyalella azteca
Lineage: Eukaryota; Metazoa; Arthropoda; Malacostraca; Amphipoda; Hyalellidae
Gene: Gad1
Product: glutamate decarboxylase
Exons: 10
Coding region: 241-1764 (507 amino acids)
Biological process (GO): carboxylic acid metabolic process
Cellular component (GO): cytoplasm
Molecular function (GO): carboxy-lyase activity; pyridoxal phosphate binding
Source: RefSeq, a predicted model, not a curated record